GUUUUGUAAUGUUGAAACCCUUAUUAUGGGUGAUGUUACAUACGGCGCGUGCUGUGUAGAUGAUUUCACUGCCAAUGCAUUAGGAUGUGAUUUUAUGGUUCAUUAUGGACAUAGUUGCUUAGUUCCUGUGAAUGUAACGACUAUUAAAACAAUUUACGUGUUCGUGGAUAUUGGAAUUGAUAUUGAACAUUUCUUGAAUACUAUAAUAAAGAAUUUUGAACCAAAGAAAAAAUUGGCAAUUGUUGGUACAAUCCAAUUUGUUACAGCUAUUCAGGCAGUAAAAAAACAUUUAGAAAGUGAUUAUUCGUUAUUUGUGCCUCAGUCGAAACCACUGUCACCCGGAGAAAUCUUGGGAUGUACGUCACCAAAAUUAGGCGAGCAAGACGCGUUAAUAUAUCUGGGUGACGGAAGAUUUCAUUUAGAGUCAAUAAUGAUUGCUAAUCCUGAUGUUCCAUCGUUUCGAUAUGAUCCAUAUUCAAAAAAAUUUACUCGAGAACGCUAUGACCAUGCAGACAUGUACGCACUUCGUAAACAUGCGAUAGAUUUGGCUAAAAAGGCAAAAAAAUUUGGGUUAAUUCUAGGAACUUUGGGCAGACAAGGUAGUCCUAAAGUUAUGGAGGCAGCAAAAUUUAUAUUUGAACAGUAUCUCGAAGAAAAAAUUCGUUCUCGAGGAUUAGAUUAUAUUUGUAUCUUGCUUUCAGAAAUAUUUCCUAAUAAAUUGGAGCAAUUUCAGGAUAUUGAUGCAUGGAUUCAAAUAGCAUGUCCGCGUCUGUCGAUUGACUGGGGCUACGCAUUUUCCAAACCGCUACUUACUCCUUAUGAAGCAUCUGUUGUAUUAGACGAAGUCGAUUGGCAGCCUACAUAUCCAAUGGAUUUUUAUGCUAAUGAUAGUUUGGGGCCUUGGACGCCUAAUUACGGGAAGG
Messenger RNA from Racocetra persica, 923 nucleotides. The record is from the annotation of a GenBank genome assembly. NCBI's taxonomy places the organism in Eukaryota, Fungi, Glomeromycota, Glomeromycetes, Diversisporales, Gigasporaceae.